AUGGGUUCCACUCUGCGUAGUAUUGAUGUGAAUUCCCUUCGUAUAGACUGGAAUGCCAUAGAUACUCUCCUUGGGGGCCCCUCAGGGGGCCCCUCUGGGGGCCCCCCUCGGGGCCCCCUUGAAUUCGUUAGCGAGGAUGAGGGUGAUGAAUGUGGUCCAGAGGGCACAUGGAGGCCCUCAGAGGCCCCUGAAGGUGGAGAGGUACCCCUUGAGGGGGCCCCUAAGGGGGCCCCUAAGGGUAGGGCACCUAAUGGAGGGGCCCCUGAGGGAGAAGGGGGCCCCUCAGUACCCAUAAGAAAGCGUAGGAAGAAUGUUGCUAUAAAGGAGAGAACUCUUUGCCCUGGUUGUUUAUCUAGUCGGUCUAUUUACUGCAGCAAAUGUUGCUGUCUUGUAGGUUCUGCUGCUGCUGCUGCAGCAGCAGCAGCAGCAUCACGUACAGAUACAGCAGCAGCAGCUGCUGUAUCAGCAGCAGCAGCAGCAGCAGCAGCAGCAGGAGAACAAACUCCUGCUGCACCUACAUCAACAGAACCAUCAAAAGAACCAUCAACAGCAGCAGAAUCAUCACGGCCAUCAUCCCCACCACCACCAGCAGCAGCAUCAGCAGCAGGAGCAGCAGCAGGAGCAGCAGCAGGAAAUAAUAAUUUAAUACCUAAUAUAUCCUUACCUUUUAAUGUUCAUAUAAUUCGUCACCCUAAGGAGAAAUCAACAAAAUCCUCAGCAAUUCCUCUUUUAUUCCUUUCUUCUUCUAUUUAUCUUUAUGAGCAACAAGGUAAUAAUAUUGUUGAGAUUAUACCUCUGCAGCAGCAGCAGCAGCAGCAGCAACAGCAGCAACAGCAGCAACAGCAGCAGCAACAGCAGCAGCAGCAACAAGAACCACAACAGGAGGAUAGACAGAAAGAAAGUUAUGGGGAAAUAAAGGUUCCAACAGCAGCAGCAGCAGCAGCAGCAACAGCAGCAGCAACAACAGCAGUAGUAGUACCAACAGCAGCAGAGAGAGCAGCAGCAGCAGCAGCAGCAACAAGAAGAAGAGAAGGACGUAUAUGGCGUGAUGGUUUGUCCCCAUGGUAUAAUAAAGGAGGGAAGGUAGCAUUGCUGCUGCCUAGUGCAGCAGCAGCAGCAGCAAGAGAAAUAGAUUGGGAAUUAAUAGAGGAUAUAAUAUUAUUAGAUUGUACAUGGUACCAAGCAGCAGCAAUGCAGCAGCAAAUUGCUGCUGUAAGGGGACUGUCUCCUGUGCUGCUGCUGACCAAUGGUUCUCUCUUCUGGAGGAGACACAAGAAUGGUCAUUCUUUCUUCUUAUCUACAGCAGAGACAUUAUAUUUCCUAUUAAGGGAAUAUGAUUUAAGGAAACAAGCUAAUGCUGCUGCUGCUGCUGCUGCUGCUGCUGCUGCUGCUGCAACAACAGCAACAACAGAAGCAGCUUCUCAUAAGGAUUCUAUUGAUGGGUGUAAAGGUAGGCAAAAAAUUGCAGCAAUAGAGCAGCAGCAACAGCAGCAACAGCAGCAGCAGCAGCAGCAGCAGCAGCAGCAACAGCAGCAUAAGAUGACUAUAGAAGAUGAGACAGACACAAAAGAGAAACAGCAGCAGAACCAACAGCAGCAGCAACAGCACCACCACCAGCAGCAGCACCAGCAGCAGCAGCAGCAGCAGCAGCAGCAGCAGCAGCAACAACAAUUACCCUUAGCUCGUCAAUUAAAUAAAAAAGAAGAAGAAAAAUAUUGGGGUGUAUAUGAUGCAACAGCAGCAACAGCAGCAGCAGCAGCAGCAAAUGCUUCUACUGUCUCUCCGUUUGCUGCAUCUAGUAAAUACAAAUGGCUUCCUCUCCAGCUGCUGCUGCAAAUGCAGCAGCAGCAGCAGCAGCAGCAGCCGCCAGCACGCAGCUACUGCAGCAUAACUGCUGCCCUCCCACCAGAUCGCCACCCAUGUUGUAAGCAGCAACAGCAGCAGCGCCACCUGCAGCAGCAGCAGCAACUGCAGCAACAGCAGAAGCAGCUGCAGCAGCAGGAGCACCGCAUCUUCAGUUUCUUACCUUUUCUGAAGGUGCAGGACAACGGCAGCAGCAGGCUCGACGGGCAGCAGCAGCAGCAAGACCUGCAGCAGCAGCAGCAGCAGCAGCAAAGUCUGCUGCAGCGGCUGUUGCAGCGGUUGCAGCUGCAGCGCCUGUCUUUCCUUCUCUUUUCCCGCGCCGUGUCUUUGGGCAGCAGCAAAUCGGAUGCCGGCAGCAGCAGCAGCAGCAGCGCAGCAGCAGCAAGUGGACAACCCGGGCAGCCGCAGCAGCAGCAGCAGCCGCAGCAGCAGCAGGAGCAGCAGCAGCAGGAGCAGCAGCAGCAGCAGCAAGACUACCCUCAAACAUUCUUCCCCUUCGGCAGAGGGAUAAGGGCAGCAGUCUGCGAGACAGAGCAGCAGCAGCAGCAGCAGCAGGAGCAGCAAAAGCAGCAACCGGGGAAGCAGCAGGAAGAGGAGGGGCAGCAAGAAGAGGAGCAGCAGCAGCCUCAAGAGGAGGAGCAAAAGCAUCAGGAGGGAGAGCAGCAGCAGCAGCAGCAGCAGCAGCAGCAGCAGCAGCAGCAAGAGCAGCAGCAGGAGCAGCAGGAGCAGCAGGGGCCAUUUGAUGGGUCUGCUCCUCCUCAUAUAUGGAAGCCUUGGAUCCCCCGCUAA
This is a messenger RNA of Eimeria maxima, 2652 nucleotides long. RefSeq lists its product as hypothetical. The record is from RefSeq and is a predicted model, not a curated record. Lineage: Eukaryota; Apicomplexa; Conoidasida; Eucoccidiorida; Eimeriidae. The transcript is spliced from 2 exons. Bases 1 to 2652 code for a protein of 883 amino acids.